Molecule: messenger RNA, 1650 nt
Organism: Didymodactylos carnosus
Lineage: Eukaryota; Metazoa; Rotifera; Eurotatoria; Philodinida; Philodinidae
Source: the annotation of a GenBank genome assembly
AUGUGGUCCGCAGACGUUGUACAAGUUGAACCGAAGCCGUGGGAAAAUGACGAAGAUGCAUUUUUUCGCUGCGAGGGUAAAAUGGCUAUAACUAUUUUUCGAACAAGGCUAGAUACUUGCGGUUUUCACCAUUCGGUUCAACUUGUUCAGCUCUACAAUAUGAGAUAGUUCUCGUUGCUGACGUCAAAGGUCGAUGAAAAUGGUGGUAGGUUUUAUCUGGAUCAGAGAUCGAAACGGGUCGGGUCAGCUCAUGUUCGGGUCAGCCUGGGUUCGGGACAUGUUUGGUUGACCAGUUUCUGUUCAAAGUCAGGUCAGUAUAAGAAAAACUACCUGAAUUACCCAAACUUUUCCACUCAUAAAAGGAAAAAAUUACAGAAAUCGUAAGGAAUCUGACCAUUCCUUUGAAAAAAUUUCAAAACAACCUGACUAAGAUAACUUUUCUAUAGGAAAGAAGUGUUUCUUUGUGAAUGUGUACGAAAAUAUUUUCAUGUUUCGGUUAUACCCAAGCAUCAAAAACAAUCUAUUACCACCCGUUUCAUCUAAAUUACCAGAUUUUUACUCGAUUGCAACUAUUGAGUGACGACAGUGAAAUUUUCGUGUCCGUUCGGAUCGGGUCGGAUCAACAUAUAAGAUAUCGAUUCGGGUCAACUCACGUUCGGGUGGAGUCGGGUUCGGGUCACGUUUUGUUGACCCAUUUUGGUCUCUGAUGUGGAUUGAGUCGAUUGAGCAGCUUCUGCAGUACUUGGUCGUCGUUUAUCUGCAAUGACUAAAACGUACGGUUGGUUAAGCCUGGAUUAAAAGAUCUUUUUUGAUGAAAUAUUCACCGUUGCUUUUGCAUUUGUUCGUCUGCAUUCAGAGCGACCAUUCGGUAUAAAAUAUAAUAGAGCAUAUUUAUAGCUGAAAUAUACCACAAAAAGCGCAUUUACUCAAUGCAAAUAUAUAAAAAUUAGUUGUUAACGUCUUAUGAUUUCAAAUGGUACACUACCUAUAUAUAUUUCUACGUAUAUUUAUUUAUCAUAUUGUAAUAUCGUUUUACUGUUUCCGUUAUUAAAACAGAAAGACGUUUAUUUGACUGCUUGUGUGUAAGUUAUUUAUCUGGAUAACACGAAAAAAUCUAGAUAAACUUAUAACUGAUGCCGUAUUUCGUAAUACAAAAACCUUUUUAUUUAGUCUUAAUCAACCAUACGUUUUAUGAAGAAAUUUGCAUAUUUUAUUAGGAAUAUACGUACGCUGUAUCAAAUUAUUUUUCUGUUAUAGACAGUGAGGAAGUUUCUUUGAGAGGAAUUAUCAAUAUAACUUAGUGAUCCUGGAGACUAGUCCAAAUCCAAUGAGUAGGAAGAGUAGCUGAAGAUCAACUUGAUAAAAUUGAUCAUCGGCAAAUCAAGAUUGCAAGCCUUAAUGUUUGCGUUUAAAUCUUUCGAUGCAAUACUGCCUGUUCUAUCAACACCUAUCUCUCUUAAGAUUAUUCAUCAUCUGAAGAGUCAGCACGAAAGUCGUUUAAAAACCGGCUAUUUGAUAUUAACUUUUCAAACAGUAACAAAGAACUAUUCAAUUCAGUAUGUCCAAAUAGAAACAAGCUAAAAGUUUUAGUUAACCAACUGAAUUGAAUAGUUCUUUGUUACUGUUUGAAAAGUUAAUAUCAAAUAGCCG